Messenger RNA from Funneliformis caledonium, 270 nucleotides. The record is from the annotation of a GenBank genome assembly. Lineage: Eukaryota; Fungi; Glomeromycota; Glomeromycetes; Glomerales; Glomeraceae.
AUGGAUUCAUUCGAGAUGUCUAAUGCGGAUUAUAAUCAAUUGUUACUUUCUACUGAGCACCUUGAGAACAUGUCUCAAAUAAUUGAGAACUCGUACAGACCUAAUUAUCCAGCGAGUUUCGCGGGAACGCAUUUAUUGUAUAUCGAAAGUUAUUUAUGGACAACAGAAUCAAAAGAAGUGAAGCAACUGUAUAAGGAUUAUUCUGAACAAAUUAAAAAACUUUACAAAGAACAAAUGUUUGGUGUUAUUAAAAUCAAUAAACGUCAGUGA